AUGAGAAUUAUUUUCAUUGUAUUAAUCAGCAUUUGUCUUGCAAAUAAAACACUUGUUAUUUUGGAAAGAAAUGAAGACGAACAAAAAUUUAGUCAAUUUAUUGAAUUAUUAAAGAAGAAUGGAGAUAAGGUUGAUAUAAUAAAUAAAAUGACAUUGUUUCAAUUAUUUGAAAAUGGUGAGAAAAAAUAUUCAAGUGUUGUAUUAUUAACACCACAUUACACGUUUAAGAAAGUUUCAGUCAAAGAAUUUAUUCAAUUUAUUGAUGAUGGAGGAAAUAUGGUUAUUACUUUAGGAAAGAAAUACGAAGAUGGAUAUAAACAACUUCUUUAUUCAUUAGAUAUGGAAGUAGAUUCUAAUGGUAGUAAAGUUAUUGAUGAGAAACAUACUGUUAAAAUUGGAGAAUUUGAAAUGAUUUUCUCUAACAAUAUUCAUCAUAACCAAAAUAUCUUUAAUCAACGUAUUCAAAACAUUUUGUUUAGUGGAAUUGGAUUAUAUCUUCCACCAUCUCCACUUACAACAUCUCUUCUUAAAGCACAAAAUUCUGCUUCAACAUCACUAUUUCCAAAUGUUUCAUUUGCACAAGAAACAAAUAUCACAUUGGUGGCUUCACUUCAAGCACGAAAUAAUGCACGUAUUAUUGUUUCUGGUUCUUCAUUAAUGUUUAGUAAUAUGGCAUUUGAUUCAGUCAUUGAACAUCCAACAUUAAAUCCUAUUAAAUCAGACAAUAAAAAGUUUACAGAAAAUGUUAUUGAUUGGGUAUUACAAAGACGUUGUGUUAUUAGAAUGAAAAAUAUUCAUUGGGAAAAAAUUAAUGGAGUAAAAGAAGUUAAUUAUGAUCAUCAAUUAGUUAUUAAUGAUACUAUUAAAGUUAAUGUAGAAUUAGAACAAUUGGAUCAAGGAAAUUAUGUACCAUUUAACGUAGAUGAUUUACAAAUAGAAUUAAAGUUACUUGAUCCUGUCAUUGUCAAAAAUUUCAAAAGAAUAAAUAAUGGAAAAUAUGAGGUUAUUGUCCAAACUCCUGAUAAGUUUGGUGUAUAUACUAUGGUCAUUAAUUAUAGAAGACCAUUCUUAUCUUACUUAGAAUAUAAAGAAACUAUUCCUUUAAGAACUUUUAGAUUGACUCAAGUAGAUAGAUUCUUAACUGGUGCAUAUCCAUUCUAUGCUGCUUGUGCAUCUAUGGCUAUCGGAUUUAUUGUAUUCUCUUUUAUCUAUUUGAACCAAAUAGAAAAGAAGGAAAUAAAACAAGACUAA
Molecule: messenger RNA, 1251 nt
Organism: Entamoeba dispar SAW760
Lineage: Eukaryota; Evosea; Mastigamoebida; Endamoebidae
Product: dolichyl-diphosphooligosaccharide--protein glycosyltransferase 48 kDa subunit precursor, putative
Exons: 1
Coding region: 1-1251 (416 amino acids)
Cellular component (GO): oligosaccharyltransferase complex; endoplasmic reticulum membrane
Source: RefSeq, a predicted model, not a curated record